UAAUACUUUACCGCCAUUUUCCGCGUUCACAGCAGCGGUGGUUGCUGUCGGCACUCUCGUACAAUGUUGUUAAUUACGUAGUAUUUUGUGGUUGUUUGGUCCGCCCCUGUGAAAUAUGAUCACCAAGAGAGAGGGAAGUCGACAUGUAUAUCAGACAAAUUAUUAUUCAAGGGUUUAAGAGUUAUCGAGAGCAGACUGUCAUAGAUCCUUUUGACCCACGACACAAUGUAGUUGUUGGUCGAAAUGGCUCUGGCAAGAGUAACUUCUUCUAUGCUAUCCAGUUUGUAUUAAGUGAUGAAUUCAACCAUCUUCGAGCAGAGCAGCGACAGGCCCUCCUCCAUGAGGGUACUGGCCCCAGAGUUAUUUCUGCUUUUGUGGAGAUCAUCUUUGAUAAUGCUGAUGGCAGGAUACCUAUUGAUAAGAAUGAGGUGUGCCUGCGCCGUGUUAUUGGUGCAAAAAAAGAUCAAUACUUUCUCAACAGAAAAGCAGUUACUAAGCUCGACGUGAUGAACCUCUUAGAAUCUGCAGGGUUCUCACGUUCAAACCCCUAUUACAUUGUCAAGCAGGGCAAAAUUAACCAAAUGGCCACUGCUCCUGACUCCCAAAGGUUAAAACUUUUAAGGGAAGUCGCUGGAACACGUGUGUAUGAUGAAAGAAGAGAAGAGUCUAAAGUCAUUCUUAAAGAAACGCAAAGUAAGCGAGAAAAAAUUGAAGAGUUUCUUCGGACUAUUGAGGACAGAUUGCAGACACUGGAAGAAGAGAAAGAAGAACUGAAAGAGUAUCAAAAGUAUGACAAGAUGCGUAGAGCACUGGAAUAUACAAUUCAUGACCGGGAGCUCAAAGAGACUAGAAAGAAGUUGACUGACAUGGAGAACCAGCGGAAAAAUUCUGGAGCAGAACAAGAGCAGUAUAGGCAACAGCUUCAGAAGUCUCAGGAGUCCAUUAAGACGCUGUCUAAAGAAAUGAAAGAUGUUAAGUCCAAACUGUCACAGGUUAAAGAAGAGAGGGACACAUACAAUAUGGAACAACAGCAACUCUUGAAAGAAAAGACAAAACUAGAAUUCACAAUAAAAGACUUGGCAGAUGAGGUUCAAGGAGACAACAAAUCAAAGGAAAGGGCAGAGAAAGAAUUACAGAAACUUCGAAGCACAAUUGCCCAGAAAGAGGCAGAACUAGAAGCCAUUAGACCCCAAUAUGAAGAAAUGAAGGCUCGGGAGGAUGAAGCGCAACACGAGUUGUCCAUGAAAGAUCAGAAACGGAAGGAACUUUAUGCCAAGCAGGGAAGAGGCAGUCAGUUCACGUCUAAAGAACAACGUGACCAGUGGAUCCAGAAGGAGUUAAGAUCGAUAGAACGCGCGAUGGGUGAAAAAAAGGACCAAAUCAGGCGGCUUGAUGAAGAGAUAAAUCGAGAUGGGGAACGGAACAAAGAAUUAGAGAAACGAUUACAGGAGCUAUCCACAGACACAGAAAACUACAGACAGAGUAUUGAUGAGCACAACAAAGUUUUUUAUGAAAUGAAGAAGAGAAAAGACCAGUUACAGAGUGAGAGAAAUGAACACUGGCGUAAGGAGAACAAUCUGCAGCAAAAUGUUAGCUCCCUUAAGGAGGAGUUGUCAAGGGCAGACCAGUCCUUACGUUCUAUGGCUGGCAAGCCCAUCUUAAAUGGUCGUGACAGUGUUCAGAAGGUGUUGGAUACUUUCCGAGAUCGUGGUGGUCACCUGGGAGAAAUUGCUACACAGUAUUAUGGUCUUCUCAUCGAGAACUUUGAGUGUGAGCGAUCCAUCUAUACUGCUGUUGAAGUUACUGCAGGCAACAAGCUCUUCCAUCAUAUUGUAGAAUCAGACAAAAUUGGCACUCAAAUACUGAAGGAAAUGAACAAGCAAAAGUUGCCUGGUGAAGUUACCUUCAUGCCUCUCAACCGGCUCACAGUAAAAGACAUUGAUUACCCUCAGACUAAUGAUGCCAUCCCGAUGGUAAGCAAGCUGACUUACUCUCAACGCUAUCAUAAAGCUCUAAAAUAUAUUUUUGGCCGUACUUUAAUAUGUCGUAAUUUAGAAGUGGCUACGCAUCUUGCUCGUUCAACACGGCUCGACUGCGUUACUCUCGAUGGAGAUCAGGUGUCAAGUAAGGGGUCUCUAACUGGUGGGUAUUUCAACACUUCACGGUCUCGUCUGGAGAUCCAGAAGACAAGAUCAGAGUUGAGAGAUCAGAUCACUUCAGCUGAGACUGAGCUGAGAACUUUACAGGAUACCUUGAGAAACACAGAGCAAGAAAUAAACAAGAUUGUCUCAGAAAUGCAGAAAACUGAAAUAAAAAACAGCAAAGCCAAGAACUUAUUUGAGAAGGUGAAGACAGAUAUUCGUUUAAUGAAAGAGGAACAGUCAGGUCUUGAGCGCACCAAGCAGCCUAAGGAGCGAUCACUGACUCAGCUGAAAGCAAACUUGGAGGCUAUGAUGGCCACUAAGGAGGGUUUGGAAUCUGAGCUGCACCAAGACCUCAUGGCCACCCUUAGUGUUCAGGACCAACAUGAAGUUGAUCAGUUGAAUGAUGACAUUAGACGGCUUACUCAAGAAAAUAAGGAGGCAUUCACCAGACGCAUGAAACUAGAGGCAGACAAGAACAAGCUGGAGAACCUUCUUACAAAUAAUCUUAACAGAAGAAAGGAUGAGCUAAUGCAGGCACUGCAAGAAAUCUCUGUAGAGGACCGUAAGCGUCAGCUGGAACACAGCCAAAGUGAAAUCCAGAGAGUUGAUGCCCGAGUUGAAGAGGUGGCUGUACAGUACAAGGAGGUUGAGAAGAAAGUUGCUGAACAUCAAAAGAAAGAAAAAAGUUUAAAAUCUGAAUUAGAAAAGGUGAAAGCAAAAGAGAAGGAAGUAAUGGAGAGAAUGGAAGAAGAUGCUAAGGAUUUAGAGAAAAUGGCAUCAAAACAAAAUCUUCUGCAUCAGAAGAUUGAUGAAUGCACCAAAAAGAUAAGGGAUUUGGGAUCUCUUCCUUCUGAAGCCUUUGAUAAAUAUCAGAAUCUAGCAACUAAGCAACUGUUUAAGAAAUUAGAAGGUGCUAACAUGGAAUUAAAGAAGUAUUCACAUGUUAACAAGAAGGCCCUGGAUCAGUUCAUAUCAUUUUCUGAACAAAAAGAGAAGCUUGUGAUGAGGAAAGAUGAGUUAGAUAGAGGGUAUGACAAGAUUAAGGAACUUAUGAAUGUCCUCGAGCACCGUAAAUAUGAAGCCAUUCAAUUUACCUUCAAACAAGUAUCCAGAUAUUUCAGUGAAGUCUUCAAGAAGCUAGCACCUCAAGGACAUGCUCAGUUGGUCAUGAAAAAUAAUAAGGAUGAUGAGAGUGAGCAAGAAGAACAGGGUACAGUGGAUAACUUCUCUGGGGUUGGUAUCAGAGUAUCCUUUACUGGACGAAAUGCAGAAAUGAGAGAAAUGAAUCAGCUUUCAGGUGGUCAGAAGUCUCUUGUAGCUCUUGCUCUUAUUUUUGCUAUUCAAAAGUGUGAUCCAGCACCAUUCUAUCUCUUUGAUGAAAUUGACCAGGCUCUUGAUGCUCAGCAUAGGAAGGCAGUGGCAGAUAUGAUUCAUGAGCUGAGUAAAGAUGCUCAGUUUAUCACAACCACUUUCAGACCGGAAUUGCUGGAACAUGCCAACAAAUUCUAUGGUGUUAAAUUCAGAAAUAAAGUUUCCCAUGUGGAAUGUGUGUCAAGAGAAGAAGCAUAUGACUUUGUCGAAGAUGAUCAAACUCAUGGCUAGGUUGUGUUUUAUACUGUGAGGCUAUUAAGCAGUGGCUGAGUGAGAAGCUUCAAAAAAAAAAAAACUUAACUAGUAUGGGAAUGAAUAUUUGUGAUAUUCAAAAUAUUUUUAGAAACUUUUCAUAGAAUUUGUUACCUUUAUUAAAGACAUGUACAUAUAUUACAAGUGAGGCAAAUAAAGUGUAAGUCUGUGGUUUGGAUGAAACGUUAAUGAUAAAUGAAAGUGAUAGAAAGACUUGUAAAUAUUUAUUUUCAGCACAGGCAUUGGCUUGCUUGAAAAUAGGAUCUGUACAAAGUAAUUAUUUUCUACAAAUUUAGAUAAUUUUCUAAUAUGUGUCAAUAUAAUGAAAUAUUAAAGAAAGAAAGCACUUUUGUUAAUAUACUUUAAUUUGAUUACUAUUAAUCUACAUUAUUUUUUUAGAUUGAACCUUUUUAAUGAAUGGAAGAAGAAUUUUUGUUUGCUUUUUUUUUAUUUGAAUUUAUUGUCAUUCCUAUUUAGUUAAAUUUUUGGAGAUUAUUAUUAAACUUUUAUGAUGAGUGCAAGAAUAUGAGUUUUUAUUAUUUUAUAUGGCCAAAUUAAGGAAGUCACAGUAUAUGGAAGGUGCUUUAUUAUUUUGUAAUAAAGGAUAAAACAUA
This is a messenger RNA of Cherax quadricarinatus, 4381 nucleotides long. It is a transcript of the gene SMC3, whose product is annotated as structural maintenance of chromosomes 3. Gene Ontology annotation, biological process: mitotic sister chromatid cohesion. NCBI's taxonomy places the organism in Eukaryota, Metazoa, Arthropoda, Malacostraca, Decapoda, Parastacidae. Gene Ontology annotation, molecular function: double-stranded DNA binding; protein binding; cohesin loader activity. The record is from RefSeq and is a predicted model, not a curated record. Gene Ontology annotation, cellular component: chromosome; mitotic cohesin complex.